AUGGUCUCCGCUCAAGGCAUCCAAUCGGCCAAGCAGACUUACAUGCGAAACAGCAAUACCACAUGCGGAAUUCCUUCGAAGCUGCUUCGCCACGAUGCCAAUGCAAGUUUAAUGAGAAAAUCAACUUCACCGACGCGUGAGGAGGCUAUUCUGAAGCCCGGCAAGAGUCGCGUCCAAGUCCGCCUCGUCAGAAGGCCAGUAGAGCAAGCCCAAUCCCGUCGCCUGGCGCCCGUUCUCCGGAUCAUCGGCGGCCAGAACUUCAUCAUGCAUGACGAGAUGUGUGACCGGUUUGUCUUCCAGGGACACUCACACAUGUUUUUAGUGUCAGUGAUGAACGGUAGCAGUCACACCGCCCGCCGAUCCGAUCAGACUCUGUGCCUUGUUGCCGUCCCGGGACCGAAGCCUGGUGGUCAUGAAACGUCAAAGGUGACAGUGGCAUACUUCUAG
Neurospora tetrasperma FGSC 2508 is the source of this 447-nucleotide messenger RNA. RefSeq lists its product as uncharacterized. The record is from RefSeq and is a predicted model, not a curated record. The coding region runs from base 1 to 447 and encodes 148 amino acids. NCBI's taxonomy places the organism in Eukaryota, Fungi, Ascomycota, Sordariomycetes, Sordariales, Sordariaceae. The transcript is spliced from 3 exons.